CAUUUUACUCAGGCAUUCACAGGAGGCCCUAAAGUCGCACAAUCAUCAACAAUCGACGCCGAGUCAGAAGGUCCUCACAAGCAGCAAUCAGGCAUAAAAAUAGAAGUGAAAACUUCCUGGAGAAUAUAGUAUAAUUACAUUUAAAUCUCUUACUCAGUACCUGUUUGGCUCUGUGUGUCUGGUAGCUAAUCGGCACCAUGUUUAUCUCUUCGCAAAACUCACCGCCCUCCUUCAAAGAUUUCACCCUCGUCAUGCCAGCAGUGGCUGUUGGGAAUGUGGGCCAGCUGGCUGUGGACCUCAUUGUGUCCACUCUCAACAUGAGCAGAGUUGGCUACAUACACACAGACUGUCUCAUUCCCAUGACUGGAAACAACCCGUACGCUACCUGCAAAGAAGAUGCUGAGGAGCUGCACACCCCUGCAGAAGUUUACACAGCAGCAGAACUGAAGAUGGCAGUUCUUCAAAUCAGAGCACCAAUUAUUCAGACAAAAUCCAAAAAGUUCCGUCAGUUGCUCGUGUCUUGGAUCAAAGCCAGCGGGUUCUCCAGGACUGUAGUUCUGUCCAGCAGCCAUGCCUACCAGAGGGACGACCAACAGCUACAAGGCACUCCUUUGAGGUACCUGGUCACUCCGUCCCUGCUGAAGGUGAGUGCGGAUGCUUUGAAGGACCUUGGCUGGAAGGAGAUGGAGCGAGUGUCGGCCUUCCCAGGAUUGACAGACGCCAACACAGAGCCACGCCUCUACAUCCCCGGAGGAGGCAUAACCAAAGGACUUUACACAGACAGCUGUGCAGAAGAUCUCCCUCUGGCUGUGCUGCUGCUCUUCUGUUCAGAAGGCGACAACAUCCCAGAUGCCUUCACGCUUGUCAACCACCUCAACAACUGGCUUCAUCUGCUGGAAAAUCCCGUAAGACAGCCUUACAUACAAGCCAAAAGCCCAACAAAUGGAAGAUCCCCACUUCCUGGAGUCUUCUUUUUGGCAGCGGUAUCCCUCCAGCACUGUUCUGAUACACACAUAUUUAGUUUUUGCUAUUUUAAUAAUUAGCAUAGGGAACUGCAGCAAAGUCUUAUAUAUGUAUUAUAUUGAGUUUACUUGGUCUGGAUCUAAAACUUAGUUGUAAACUGACCCCACAAGAACCCUACCACAACUUUAUUUUGAGAAUAAUCUUUAAAUGUACAAACAUUAUGUCAUGUACAGGAAUUGACCCACACAUGCACUUCUGGAAUACUAUUUCCUUGUAUUGCAGCAUUUAAAUGUUUUUUUUCCAAUAAAACAUUGCGAUAAGAAUC
Molecule: messenger RNA, 1288 nt
Organism: Sander lucioperca (pikeperch)
Lineage: Eukaryota; Metazoa; Chordata; Actinopteri; Perciformes; Percidae
Gene: psmg2
Product: proteasome (prosome, macropain) assembly chaperone 2
Exons: 7
Coding region: 198-1043 (281 amino acids)
Biological process (GO): proteasome assembly
Cellular component (GO): nucleus; cytosol
Source: RefSeq, a predicted model, not a curated record